Molecule: messenger RNA, 1767 nt
Organism: Ichthyophthirius multifiliis
Lineage: Eukaryota; Ciliophora; Oligohymenophorea; Hymenostomatida
Product: n-terminal domain protein
Exons: 2
Biological process (GO): Golgi to endosome transport
Cellular component (GO): trans-Golgi network; endosome
Source: RefSeq, a predicted model, not a curated record
AUGGACUAAAUAAAUUUUACAUUAUAUUUAUUAUCUUAAAAAAUCUAUAAAAUAAAUUAUAAAAAAAAAUUUCAAGUAAAAAUUUAAUAGAAAAUUUAAUAAAUAUAUUAAUAUAUAUAUUAAUAUAUAAUAUUUUUAAAUAUUUUUUUUUUUAUAUAUCCUUUAUUAAAAAAAUAAUAAUAAUAUUUUACAACGAAAUACAAUUUACAAAAAAAUGAAAACUUAGACAAAAAUAAAUCCUAAAAAUAAAGGUCUAAAUUAAAAAAUUACAAAAUAAAUUAUAUAUAUUAUUAUAAAAAACAAAAAGAUUUAUUAAAAAAUAAGCUAAUAAUAUAUUUAAAAGAUUUUUAAAAAUUAAACGAUUGGCCCUCAAUAAACAAUUGGCUUUUAAAACUAGAACAAGUAUUUAAAGAAUACCCUACUCCUUAUAUAGAAGAAUAAAAAUAUACAUUAGGAAAAAGACUAAGUUAAUGCUUAAAUUACAAUUUACCUAUAGAGACACAUAAGUCAACAUUAAAAAUAUACAGAAUAAUAUUCGAAAACUUAUAUUUAUUAAAAGAUUCAAAUGAAGAAAAUGGUGAAAAUGGUGAAAAUGGUGAAAAUAGUGAAAAUAGUGAAAUUAAUCAAAAUGAAUACAAAAAAUACAUAGCAAACAAUUUAACAAUAUUUACUUUAGGUUUAUUUCCUUUUUUUUAAUAAGCAUCAAUUUAAUUAAAACCAGAUAUAUUAGAUAUAAUAGAAAAAUAUUUUUUUCCUUUAGAAAAAGAACUAACUCCAUGUGCUUCUGGUUUAAUAGUAAGCAUUCUUCCAGGAAUGAUAGAAAACAGUGAACCUUUAUAAAGAAAAACACAAUAAAUAUUCGAAUAACUAUAAGAAAUAAUAGGUAAAAAAUAUGUAUAUGGAAUUCUUUGGAUGAGUAUUUUAAGAAUUCCUUCAGUUCGAAUAGCAGCUUAUACUUGUUUGACUAAAUUAUUUAAAAAACAAGAAAAGAACAUAUAAUUAAGCAAUUAUGAAGAAAAAGAAAUCCAAUAAAAUUUAAAAGAAAGCAAAUUUUUAUCCGAAGAAGAACAAUAAUCCCUUAACAACCUAAGAUUCCCAAAUAAAAGUGCCUUAAUUGUAAACGCAUUAAUUUCAACUUUAGAAGAUGAAAAUAAUAUAUGUAAAAGAUGUGGUUUAGAUUUUUUAAUUAAUUAUUUUCCCAUAAAAGAAAACGCAUUAAGUGAAAACGAUAAAUUCUUAAUAACAUAAAGUAUGUUACUUCUCUUAAUAAAAAACGAAUAUUCAAUAGUAUGGAAAAUACAUCUUUGGCUUUUUGGAGAACCAGAUACUGAUUCCAAAUUUUAGGCAAAUGAUGUUAUUAUUGAUCUUUAUUUUGUAGAAGGAAUGAAAAGGACUUUUUAAUUAAAUAAUAAUUUUACAGAUUUAUGUAUUCCUUUGAAAAUUCUUUAAACUUUUUAUCUUAAAAAUAAUCAUAUGAUACCUUAAACUUUGAAAGGAAUUUCUUUCUUUUUAAUUUAGUAUAUUUUCUUUUACUAUAAUUAAAAUUAAGUAAAAUAUAUAUAUAUUUUUAUUUUUUAUUUAAAUUUAAGGAUAUUUAAAAAAGCUCUUAAAGAUUACUUGAAAGUAUAUAAAGUCAUUUUGAUGUUAUUUUCGCUAAACUUUGUGAUGUUUUAAAUUAAAAAGGUGGAAAGGAAGUACUUUAAUUAAUCGAAUUUGCAUUCUCCAAUUUAUAUAUGUCUUACGAGGAAAUUGAUUAAGAAGAUAUGA